Molecule: messenger RNA, 3900 nt
Organism: Astrephomene gubernaculifera
Lineage: Eukaryota; Viridiplantae; Chlorophyta; Chlorophyceae; Chlamydomonadales; Astrephomenaceae
Source: the annotation of a GenBank genome assembly
CAGGCUCCGCUUCACUUUCCACCCUGGAGUCUUCCAACCUGCCCUGCCAACCAGCACCGCUCCUAGACUUGUAAAAUGAUAUUACCUUUAAGAAACCUAAUAGGAAUCCGUUUUUGCCAUUACGUCCAACACAUUAAGGCCGACCGUUAGAGCCUUUAUGCAAUGCCACUGAAAACCUACCUUCCUUGCUAAAUUAAAGCUGUAUUCCUUUAGACACAUUGUUUCCCAUAUCGGUGGUACCUUUAAUUGGUUGAUUCUUGCUUCUGAACCCCGCCUCGGCAAUGACAGAGUCGGAUGAGGAGCUCAGCCCUCUUAGUAGCGAAGGUGACCUGUUGUCAUGGUCAUCUGACGACGAGGAUAUAGAUAAAGCCAAUGGGCUGGAUGGCGUUGAUGAAGAAGCGGACCAGACCGAAGGCGAUGACGCGGACGGAGAAGGCAACACUGGCGCCGGGUUACCAAUUGGCAGUGGCGCAGCGCUUGGUCUCCUUAACAUGCAGCCACCUGGAGCGUACCUAGAGCAGGACGCGCAACCAUCAAACGCACAGGCGACAGAAGGAGGCGUGACGCCCGACCUUCUCCCCUGUAUGCAAUCGCCUGUGCUGCGACCGGGCAAGCUCGUCUUCAACACUCAUCAAAACCGAGAAGCCACGCUAUUACACAGCUCCCCGGGUGGGUCACGUAUGGCCCUUGCGUAUGAAGGUGGUCGCUACGACGACGGCCGGAUGAUCAAGAUAGACAAGCUCCGUGUCUGCCCCAUCGGCGGUCGGCACGACCUGCGCCGCAGCCUUGUCUCAGGACCGAGCGUGGGGCGCCAGGCCGUGUUGAUCCUGCGAGGCACGUACGCCGGGCAACUCGGUGUCGUCGACGCGGGGUAUAUGGGGGGUCCCAAAGCCAGGCUCCGCCCUAUCGAUGCAGAAGGGCGAGAAAACCGGGCAGUGAACAUUGACGCCGUCAAUGUACACGCUCUAGCUGAUGCUGAGCUCGCCUUCCGCUCCUUCGAGUCGCCUCAGCGAGAUGCCCUUCGGCCGUUCCUCGCUCCUGACCAAUCCCAAGGCCCCAGCACGGUGCAGUGGUCUCUGCCAGGGAAGGAGCUUGGUUCGCAUGUAGCGGCUAGUGAUACCGUCGGUGGCGUGCCACAACAAGCAGCGGCAGCGCCUUCCUCCAACAAGGUGUACCGUGUACCGCGCUCUCUGCUGGAAAGCUUCCUUUUGUGGCUCCAAGUAGAGCAGCGUGUGGACUAUGCAUUGGAGCGCCAUCAGGGUGGUAGAAGCAGCAACGCACUGGCGUUCAUGUUCAGUGGCAAGCCCUACCCGCCGCCACUUCCCAGACAGCGUAAGCUCGCGUCAUGUAAGCUCGUCUGUAGCCGGGGAGCAAGUAAAGGACAGGGUAUACGGCGUACUCUGCGGGUGGGCUGCCCUCACAGCCUGCUGCUCUCCAUCUUCAUAACCGAUCCUGACAUCGUGGUGGUAGAGGAGAAGGCGGCGCAUGCGUACCACAGCUUCGAUGACCAGCAGUACCUGCGCCUGGUCCCUGAAGUGGUGGCGGCCAUCGAGACGUACGCGGUUAAGCAGUCCCUACCACCGUCGGAGGUGCAGCAGCUUGUAUCCGACAACAUUGAGGAGUACGCCAGGCCGUACGUGACUGCGGGCUGUCUAUCUGUGGAGGCAGCCGUAAUGUCCCGUCGCUUCAAUCCCACCACGUCCGACAUCCAGAACAUCGUCAAGCGGUACAAGCGCGCCUACCAAAAGCAGAGAGACGACGUUAGCGGCACGAAGGCCAUUCUUCGAAAGGCCUACAAGAUGCGGCUUAUCAACUUCACCGUCGAGGACGAGGUCGUCAACCGAGGCGCAGAGGCAACGGCACCAGUGGGCACAGCGACGGCGACAGUGGCAGCACCGGGGGGAGUGACAGUAGAGGCGACAGUGGCAGCAGCGGCGGCAGUAGCAGCAGCACCGGCCGCGCUGGCAGCAGCGGCCGUUGCACCGGCAGGAGCAACGACAGCUGCAGCAGCGACAGUGGCAGGAGUCGCUAGCAUGUUGCAACUCUUCGGUGCUUACGGCACAGCACCACCUGUUGGUAUAGGCACGGCGGCGGCAAUGCCGACAACGGCGACAGUCGCGACAGCUGCUGGACCUGUCAGGAUUGGCUCCUUGCUCGGGCGAACAGGUCCCGUGUCGGCAGUACCGGCACUUGGAGCACCGUUAAGCCCGAGAAGGACGUUGCUUGCGUCGGCUUCCCAGCAGCAGCAACAGCCGACCACCGCGGGUGUCUCAUUCUACGAGGUGCUAAAGUUUCUCGCAAGGUCCGGGGCUGGAGUUCGCGCCGGCGGCGGCGGCGGUGGCCUAGCCGGCGGCGGUGGCCUAGCGGGGCUGCCCCUCCCAGCCGCCCGAGCAGCCGCGGUCGCUCAGCCAGUAGGGACCGCUCAACCAGCCGCGGCCGUGCGACCAGUCGUGCACGGGGCACCAGCGCCGGUGGCUCAUCGCGCUCUGGAAGCGCCAAGCGCCAGCGGGAGGGGGAGCCGUCCGAGGAGGAGUCGCUGAUUCGCCUCCAGGAGGCACAGCAGAAGUUCCACGACAUGGAGCUACAGGUCAAGACGGCGUCAGAGGAGGAGGCUACCAAGCGCGUGGCGAAGACCAAGGCCACCCUGGACCUCAAGGCGGCCACUCAGAAGACGGCCGCCCUCACGCGACAGGCGAGCAAGGCGGAGAAGGAGCUGGAGGCGGCCAAGAAGGCGCGUGAGAAGUACGACAAGAUUGAGAGCAUCGACAUGACUGCAGCGAGUGAGGGGGAGGGCGAGGGAGAGGACGAGGGCGAGGGUGUGGGCGAGGGGGAGUGCGAGGAGGGAGAGGGACGCUUGGAGCUGUGAGCGAAUAUUCGGGGGUGUGGGAGAUGCGUGGAUAUGCAAUGUGUGGUUAAAUGUGUGGAUACGCAAUCGUGGUGUGUCAAUGUCGUAUAGUGGACCAGUUCAACAGUUCAAGGUGUUUGUUUCGUCUUCGUCUUGUUGUGUUGUGCUAUGGUUGAAACCUGUGGCAUGUGAAGCGAGCGCGCGCUUGGAUGGACAAGACAACGGUGACAGGAUGUAAGGUUCAUGGGUUUGCUGUGUCGGCUGGCUCCGGCAUUUGCUGUUGCUAUUCCGUGUGCUCGCAUAUGCCGAACGCAGCUCGUUCGCUCCUACGAUACUCGGUAUGGCAUGCAAGCAUCGCGACGAGUGUAACGAUUUCGACGUUUGAGGAAGACAAUGGCUUGGUUUCAAACUACAUACAGGACGCAUAAGGAUUGUACCUAUGAGUUUGGUAAGUAAGCAGGUUUCAGCGAGUCAUGCAUAAAGGCUCUAACGGUCGGCCUUAAUGUGUUGGACGUAAUGGCAAAAACGGAUUCCUAUUAGGUUUCUUAAAGGUAAUAUCAUUUUACAAGUCUAGGAGCGGUGCUGGUUGGCAGGGCAGGUUGGAAGACUCCAGGGUGGGAAGUGAAGCGGAGCCUGGCCCCGCCAUUUGUCUUGCGGUUUGUCCAGGUGAUUCGUAAUCUCCAUAGCAAUGUCAUUGUAGCGUUGUAAAGCUGCAACCAACGUGUAGCCCAUAAGCCAAGGUUAAGUUGCCUCUUGAUGUGCCUCCCUCAAGGCUGACUUGCCUCUUGCAAAAAACAAAACUGUUAAAGCGAAUAUGUUGGUUAGAAUAUAGAAAGGUUAGUUGUAGUUCAAUACAAGCAGCUUAGCAAAGACUGCCGCUGCCGCGAUGGCCGCAGAGACACAAAGUGGGCAUCGUCCCUCUACGUUACAUUCGUUCGUUCAUUUCGUUCGUUCAACGCGCACCGCUGAAAAGUGGAUCGAAAUACGUGCUUGUUUCACGUUUUCGAGGCCUCCCUCGCCCGACAUGGCCUUCGUCGCAAUCCUGUUGGCUAUCC